This is a messenger RNA of Toxorhynchites rutilus septentrionalis, 444 nucleotides long. Its product is annotated as endocuticle structural glycoprotein ABD-4-like. Gene Ontology annotation, molecular function: structural constituent of chitin-based larval cuticle. NCBI's taxonomy places the organism in Eukaryota, Metazoa, Arthropoda, Insecta, Diptera, Culicidae. Gene Ontology annotation, cellular component: chitin-based extracellular matrix. The record is from RefSeq and is a predicted model, not a curated record. The transcript is spliced from 2 exons. Bases 1 to 444 code for a protein of 147 amino acids.
AUGAACAAGCAGCUGGGAGUCAUAUUUAUGCUUGUCUGUUGUGCAUUUGCCGCACCUCAGCGAAAAAACGGAAGUGGAGGCGGUGGUGAUGAGAGCUCAGCCACUGUCGUGAAGCAGGAUCAACAGUUGAAUCCGGAUGGAUCGUACAGCUUCAUCUAUGAAACUAGCAAUGGAAUCAAAGCUGCUGUCAGCAGUUCUGAUGGAAUAGCCGCCACCGGAGAAUUCUCAUACACCGCUCCUGAGGGAGAAAAAAUCCAACUGAAUUACGUCGCCAACGAAGGAGGCUUCCAACCCCAAGGAGCCCAUCUUCCGGUGGAGCCUCCAGUUCCGGACCAUGUUAUUAAAAGUCUGGAAGAAAUCCGCGCCAACCCACCGAAGGAUCCAGACUUCAACGCAGCCUUCCUCGAAUCUGUUAUCGCCAGAUUGAAGUCCCUGCAAGGUUAA